CUGGAAUCUUCCUACUGCAAGAAACGGCUGUGACUUGGCUCUGGAACAUAUCAACAAUCAUCCUACGUUUUUGAAUGGUUAUCGUUUGGAGUUCGUGUUUGGAGACUCUAUGGUAUGAAUAAUUGCCUCUAGUCAAGGUUUGGUCUUAAUUAAUCAGGCAGACUUCAUAUAUUGGGUUACAAUGCAGAAGAUCUAAGUUACUAUCUAUAUGUUAUAGAUAUUUGCUCAAGAGUUUGUUUGCUCCUAGUGGUGUCAUGCAUAUGCAUCUCUUGUUUGAAUAAAUAGCACGAAUAAAUAGCAUUGAUUUUUCAUUAGCAUUUCUGAUUGCAGCAUGGUUUUCAUACCUAAUCUUUUGGCUGGGAAAAUAGCAUAUCUUAUUAAUAUAAAGAAUUAAGAGAAUUAUAUAUAGUUAUUCAGUGCUUGAUCAAAUGUGAUACUUUAUUUAUUUAUUUAUACCUACAUACAGGGACACUGUACACAUUUAUAAUAAUGUCAUAUAUACUGGAUAUGUCAAAACAAGUACACUGCAGUUCUGAAGAGGUAAAAAUGAAAUGGCUUGACCACACUAUCCACCAGACAAGUGACAAGAAGAAUGAAGAUGCCAUGACACACUGUGAUAGGACUACAGGUAAUGUUGAGAUGUUAAAGAUGUUUGAACAGAAGAAAAAGGUUGUGGCACUGAUAGCUGCAGGAUGCUCUACAGUUACAGAGCCACUUGCUGAGUCAUCUCACUAUUGGAAUCUUUUGCAGUUUAAUUUUCUUUCUACAUCACCAUCACUGCAAGAGUGUGAUAAACUUCCAAAUUUGUAUACUUUACAACCGUCUGAGUAUGGUCUAGUUCCUGCAAGAGUUGCACUAUUGAAAACAUUUAAGUGGACAAAGGCUGUUAUAUUUCAUCAGCCAAUCGAUCUGUGGUCUUUGACUGCUGAAAAGCUGCAUGAAGCUUUUGUAGAGGCAAAUUUCACAUCUGAGAUGCUUUCAGUGUCUGGUGAUGCUGACAUUGUACCUGCAGUGCAACAUGCAGUGAAAACAAAGAUCAGGAUUUGGAUUAUUUUAUCAUAUGAAAAUGUUGCAAAGAAACUUAUCUGUCAGGCAUCUAAACAUGGCAUUCGUUCUACAACAUACACGUGGGUUUAUGUUGGUGGCAUUUGUGAACCAGAGUGGUACUUGAAACAGCAUAACGAGAGUGGAUGUUCAAAGAGAGAGUUACGUGAAGCAUUUGAUGGGCACUUCUCAGUAGACUAUGCUCAUUAUGGUGCUGACAAUGAAAGCCUUGUUCUUCCAACAGACAAGACUGUCUUGGAGGUUGCCAAUGAAAUUCGUAACUAUCCGGCGCAAUCACCUGGUAUUUCUUGUCGAAAGAACAACAUAAGAUAUGUUUUUGAAGGACACUUGGGAUUUGGCUAUGAUGCUGUGGUUGCAACGGCAUUGCUGCUGAAGGAGUACAUGCGAUACAAUUCAAAUAUACCACUGGAAGACUUUACCUACAAGGAUUCUAAUGUUAUUACAAAGUUGAAUGAGAUUGUGAUGGACAGUUCAUUUCAAUUUGAUGGCAUUACUGGAAAAAUUAAGUUCUUUGAUCGCAAGUGCCAAAGCAACUCUUCCUGGGGUCGAGUAAUAGCUCGAUAUAAUAUAAAUAACAAUUGGAGUUUUGUAUGGGAGUACAACAAUGACAACGAUAGUGACACUGGUCACCUGCUAGAUGAACCAGAAUGGCCAGGUGGGAAACAACCAACCGACUUUCCUGAGCAGCGGUUUGUCUCCUCCAUUGCAUUUGGUGUGGUGACUUUUUUUGUAUGCAUCGGCGUGAUUUUGACCUUUGGCUGCUUUGUCUAUGGUUUACUUAAUCGGAAUAUGAGGAUUUUUCGUUUGUCAGGGCCACGAUUAAAUGCUGUUGUAGCUAUUGGGUGUUUGCUUGGCUAUAUGUCUGUGCUAUUGGAUGGACUAAAUGGCCAAUUCUUUGCUCUGCAGUUGUGGUCUUGCUAUGUCAAGGUGUUUCUGUAUGCUGUUGCGUUCAGUUGUAUGUUUGGUGUUGUAUUGGUUCAGAUGUGGCGUGUAUCUCUUGGUAUCAAGCAAAAUGAUGUCAAACAAAAUCGAACUAAGCGUCGACCUUCUACGUUUGCAGUUGAUCUAACAGAAAACAAGUUGCUUGUUUUUAUUGGCAUAUUUUUGGUUAUCGAUGUUGUCCUUGUCAUCAUCUGGUUUAGUGUUGAUCCAUGGACUACAGGGACCAGACCGUUAGAGAGUGGUGACAUUUAUCAAUUUGAGCAAGACAAAUGUGUGUGCAACAAUUUUUGGGUGUGGACAUAUGUGUUUUCAGGAUACAAAGGUCUACUUCUGACGUUUGGAAUUUAUCUGGCAUUUGACAUACGGCAGAUCAAAGUAGCACUUCUGAGUGAUAGCCGGUUUAUGGCAUUUGCAGUCUACACAACAGUUGUAUUCUGUAUUAUGCUUUUUGCAUUUCUACACGUGGAAGUAACAGAUCCUGAUGUAUACUAUGCUCUUACAUCAUUUAUGAUGUUGAUUAUCAUCUCUGUUCUUCUCCUUCUUUUGUAUGUACCAAAGAUUUAUGUGUUGAAAUUUCAUCCUGACAAGUUUGUUGGUGGUAUUGGGCCAGCUCGUGCUGUAGAAAAAGGCUCAAUGAGUGACCACACUAUUGCAUCUACACAUCACAUCAAUCUACUUAGGAGGCGAAGUGCACACCAACUUGAAAUAAUAACAACUCUAAUAGAAGAGCGAAACAUUACCGAUGCAACUAUUGAACGAGUCACAGAUUUAGUGGACUUGCACAGUAACAUUGAAACUGUUGGGAGUGAUCGACUUGAAAGUACAUCUAGCACAGCUAGGGUAUUGUCAGAUGAUUCUGGUACACCAAGUAAUACAAAGAAGGCAGCAACAGGCAUAAAAUCAGACUCUAAUCCAUCAUCUGAUGAGAAGUCAAGAAGCAAUGACAAAGCUUAAUUCUGGUACUGUCUCAUCUGUAGAUGUACCUGAUUGUAAGAAAGCUUAUGUAUGAAAUUUUGGGUAAUUAGACUGAAAGCAGUCCAUCCACUUGACUUCUGGUAAUGUCAGUUACUCUUUACAUUGGAGACUUGUUCUGUAGGUUGAUGCAGGUGCAUGUAUUGCUGUACUUUCGUAACGUACAUUUUGCUAGCAGCCAAUAGCAUUAGAGUAUUUUGAAAUCAAGAAGCAUACCCACUGAGCAGAUGCAGA
Messenger RNA from Corticium candelabrum, 3213 nucleotides. Its product is annotated as gamma-aminobutyric acid type B receptor subunit 1-like. Gene Ontology annotation, molecular function: G protein-coupled GABA receptor activity. The record is from RefSeq and is a predicted model, not a curated record. Lineage: Eukaryota; Metazoa; Porifera; Homoscleromorpha; Homosclerophorida; Plakinidae. Bases 490 to 2961 code for a protein of 823 amino acids. The transcript is spliced from 16 exons. Gene Ontology annotation, biological process: gamma-aminobutyric acid signaling pathway; G protein-coupled receptor signaling pathway. Gene Ontology annotation, cellular component: G protein-coupled receptor heterodimeric complex; membrane.